This is a messenger RNA of Penicilliopsis zonata CBS 506.65, 1767 nucleotides long. RefSeq lists its product as hypothetical. The transcript has 4 exons. The record is from RefSeq and is a predicted model, not a curated record. Lineage: Eukaryota; Fungi; Ascomycota; Eurotiomycetes; Eurotiales; Aspergillaceae. Bases 1 to 1767 code for a protein of 588 amino acids. Gene Ontology annotation, molecular function: oxidoreductase activity, acting on CH-OH group of donors; flavin adenine dinucleotide binding.
AUGCUGUUCCUCACACAGAUUCUCCUUGUCCUCCUGGCUAUCACUGUCACUGCAACCAGCCAGAGCUACGACUACAUAGUGGUCGGCGGGGGCACCAGCGGCCUUGUGCUGGCCAACAGGCUGUCCGAGGACCCUGGCGUCUCCGUGCUGGUAGUCGAGGCUGGCUCGUCGGUGCUCAACAAUGUCAACGUGACGGAUCCAAACCGCUACUCGAUGGCAUUCGACACGAAGCUGGACUGGGCGUAUGAGUCGGUCAACCAGUCGUUCGGGGGGGGUCCGCAGGUUCUUCGUGCUGGACGGGCUCUAGGAGGCUCAAGUGCUAUCAAUGGAAUGGCGUAUGUUCGCGCUCAAGACGUCCAGGUCGACGCGUGGGAGGCCAUCGGCAACGACGGCUGGACCUGGGAGACGCUCUUCCCCUACUAUCUCAAGAGCGAGAACUUCACCAUCCCCGCCCAGACCCAAGUGGACGCCGGUGCAACCUUUGAGUCGGCCGAGCAUGGGUUCCAGGGUCCCCUGCGAACUGCCUUCCCGCCGAUGAACGCGACGGGCGAGCUCACCCCGCUGAUCAACGAGACGCUGCACGCGCUGGGGAUCCCCUGGAAUCGAGACAUCAACGGCGGCCGCAUGCGUGGCUUCAGCAUCUAUCCCUGGACGCUCGAUGGGGAGAUCCGUCACGAUGCCGCCCGGGCGUACUACUGGCCCUUUGCGAACCGAGCGAACCUGCACGUUCUGCUGGACACGCGAGUCAACAGGAUUCUGUGGGCUCAACCAUCGAACACCACCACCGAUGAGCUCACGGCUUCAGGGGUUGAGAUCAGUCUGGCAAACACCACCUCGCACAUUGUGGCGAAGAAAGAGGUCAUUCUGUCUGCGGGGGUUCUUCGGUCUCCGGCCCUCCUAGAGCUCUCUGGAGUGGGAAAUCCAAGGAUUCUCGAGGCCUACGGUAUCCCCGUCAUGAUCGACCUCCCCACCGUGGGCGAGAACCUCCAAGACCAGAUGAACACCCUGAUGACCGCGUCGGGCGAGAAUAUCGUCACCGGCGGCCGGACAGUGACCUUCGCCACAGCCCAAGACAUCUUCGGCACGACCACUGCCUCCGUCGCUGCAGCCCUGUACGCCCAGCUGCCCGCAUACGCCCACCAGAUGGCCACCGCCAGCCACGACGCCAUGCCCGCCGAAGCCCUCCUACGUCUCUUCCACGUACAGCAUGACCUCAUCUUCAAGCAGAACGUGCCCGUCGCCGAGAUCAUCUUCAAGCCGGCAGGCAGCGACACCACCACCAUCAACGCAGGCUACUGGGGGCUUCUCCCCUACGCGCGUGGCAGCGUACACAUUGCCUCGGCCUCGCCCGCGGCCAACCCAUCCAUCAACCCCAAUUACGGCCUUCUCCCCUGGGACGUCCAGCUGCAGAAUGCCAUUGCGCGGUUCAUCCGCUCCGUCUUCAACACGGAUCCCUUACGCUCCUUCAUAAAAGAAGAGACCCUUCCAGGCCUGGCCGCCGUGCCUGGGAACGCUUCCGACUCGGUCUGGACGGAUUGGCUCAAACAUAACUAUGCCUCUAACUUCCACCCCGUCGGUACGACCGCCAUGCUCCCUCGCUCGAUGGGCGGCGUGGUCAACCCGCACAUGAAGGUGUACGGGACCGCAAACGUGCGUGUCGUGGACAACUCGAUCCAUCCCUUCCAGCUUUGCGGCCAUCCAGUGAGUAAUCUGUAUGCCAUCGCGGAGCGGGCGGCGGAUCUCAUCAAGGGUGAUAUGAAGGGUUGA